AUGCAGGCGUGCACGCAAUCCGCCGCGUUCGCGCACACGCGCGUCGCGACCACCGCGAAGGCGUCCAAGGCGACGCGCCGCGUCUCCACCAUCGUCCACGCGUCCGCCACCGAGGGCGCGAACGCGACGAGGCGCCAGGCCGUCCUCUCCACCGCCGCGCUCUCCGCGUCGCUUCUGACGAACGCGAAGCCCGCGCACGCGCUGUCGGGAUUCUCCGUCGUGAAGGACACCAGGGACGGGUACCAGUUCUACUACCCGGUCGGGUGGCAGGAGAUCUCCGUCGACGGCCAAGACGCGGUGUAUAAGGACGUCAUCGAGCCCCUCGAGUCCGUCGCGCUGAACAUCUACCCGACGCAGCGCGAGUCGCUCACGGACAUCGGGUCCCCGGACGAGGUCGCGAAUACCUUGGUCGGCAAGGCGCUCGCGGUUCCGGGCGCGCAGGCGAAGGUUCUCAAGACCGCGCAGAGGAAGGACAAGGACGGUCACCUGUACUACUUCCUGGAGUACGUCACGAAGAGCAACCAGUACGAGAGGCACGCGCUGACGAUCGUGACGAUCACGCAAGGGAAGUUUUACACGCUCACGACCGGCUCGAGCGAGCGAAGAUGGCCGAAGAUGAAGGACCGUCUUCAGACCGUGAUCGACUCGUUCAACGUGUACUACUAA
This is a messenger RNA of Micromonas pusilla CCMP1545, 666 nucleotides long. RefSeq lists its product as uncharacterized. Gene Ontology annotation, biological process: photosynthesis. The transcript is spliced from 2 exons. Bases 1 to 666 code for a protein of 221 amino acids. The record is from RefSeq and is a predicted model, not a curated record. Gene Ontology annotation, cellular component: extrinsic component of membrane; photosystem II oxygen evolving complex; photosystem II. Lineage: Eukaryota; Viridiplantae; Chlorophyta; Mamiellophyceae; Mamiellales; Mamiellaceae. Gene Ontology annotation, molecular function: calcium ion binding.